Molecule: messenger RNA, 793 nt
Organism: Columba livia (rock pigeon)
Lineage: Eukaryota; Metazoa; Chordata; Aves; Columbiformes; Columbidae
Product: ras-related protein Rab-39B
Exons: 2
Coding region: 50-691 (213 amino acids)
Biological process (GO): vesicle-mediated transport
Cellular component (GO): Golgi apparatus
Molecular function (GO): GTPase activity; GTP binding
Source: RefSeq, a predicted model, not a curated record
AUGCUCCCAGUGCGGGGGCGGCGGGUCCCGGUAGCCUACGGAGGUGCUGAUGGAGCUGCGGUGGCAAUACCAGUUCCGGGUGAUCAUGCUGGGGGACUCGACGGUAGGGAAAUCCUCACUGCUGCGGCGCUACACCGAGGGUAUCUUCCUGGAUGCUGUCAACCAGACGGUGGGGGUGGAUUUCUAUGUUCAGUUCGUGGAGCUGGAGCCGGGGCUGCAGGUGAAGCUGCAGUUCUGGGACACGGCUGGGCAGGAGCGGUUCAGGUCCGUGACUCGCUCCUACUAUCGCAACUCGGCGGGGGGGAUGUUGCUCUUUGACCUCACCAACCGUGCGUCCUUCGAGAGCAUCCGCCGGUGGCACCGGGAGGUGACAGAGACAGUCCAGCCAUUCCGCAUGGUUUUCUUGCUGGUGGGGCACAAAAGCGACCUGGUGGGGCAGAGGCGGGUGGGCAGGAGGGAGGCAGAGAAGCUGGCAGCCUCUCUGGGGGUGCAGUACGUGGAGACCUCAGCCAAGGACGCCAGCAACGUGGUCCAGGCGUUCCAAACACUGACACUGGGCAUCUAUCAGGCACUGCAAACGGGGCGGCUGGUGGCCAGCGAGGCAUGGGACGGGGUGAAGAGCAGCAUCCCACUGCCAUGCAAGGCUGCAGUGCCGGAGAAGGAGGAGAAGUGGAAGAGAUGCUUGUGUUAGAGCUGGUGACUCUGGGAGGGAUGGGACACCCCACCACGAUGCACAAGGGAUGAGGCAGAGAUGGAGCAGCAAGCGCGGAUUAAACACCCUUGGUCAUCUCUC